Messenger RNA from Coregonus sp. 'balchen', 1109 nucleotides. The record is from the annotation of a GenBank genome assembly. NCBI's taxonomy places the organism in Eukaryota, Metazoa, Chordata, Actinopteri, Salmoniformes, Salmonidae.
AUGAUUCCAGUAUCACCGGAGGUGAAAUGUUACACCAGGUUUGAUGGGGAUUCGGGAAAUUGUGACGAUCUCUGGCUACUAGGAGAAGUGACAAUGGAUGACUGUUGUCUUAACCCUCACUACGGAUACAUUGGAUCAGAUGGAAAAUGCAAGUCUUGUGGGUGAGUACAGAAUAAUACGAAAUGCUCUGAGACCAGGCUGGUGUCAAUGAGUUUCAGAUUUGAACAUCCAACGUCCCAGUGCAGGAUGUGAUUUGUUGUGUUUUAUGACACCUGUAGGCCACCUUCAUGGUCUGAAUGGACUGCUUGGGGCCGCUGCUCUGUCCCCUGUGAGGAGGGAGUUUCGCAGAGACGACGAGAAUGCCAGGGACAGGGAAAAUGUGCUCAGACGACUAGCCCAAGAGAGAUUCAGAAACUCACGUUAGAGACCAAAGUCUGCAUUGAUUCAAACUGUUGUCCAGGUACAUACCCUCUCUAACAGACAGUCAAUGUAUUUUGUGCCUCUUUUGAUGAUCUUGCCCAACAUUUUUCAGAACAAGGCCAAUGGAGUAAGUGGGGUCAGUGGCAGCCCUGCUCAGUGACUUGUGAUAAGGGCGUAAGAAACAGAGUGAGGACAUGCACCGAACCACAACCUAGAUGUGGAGGCAGCUGUGACGGUCCAAGUGAAGAGUUGGAACCCUGCGUGGUUGAUCGCGUCUGUCCAAGUAAAGACCAUCAUGAUUUAGACAAUACACUCUAUUCCUUCACGUGCAAUAACCAUCACCAUACAUGAUACAAGUUUGGCAUGUCUUUUCACUGGAGUAAGUCCGCUCUCCUCCUCUUUUGAUUGUAGCUCAUGGUGGUUGGUCGAACUGGGAGAACUGGCAGCCAUGCUCAGGCACUUGUGUGGGGGAGAAUUUACCCAGACCUACACAGCAGCGCAACAGAGCAUGCAACAAACCACCACCGUCCUCAGUGCCCCCUGGUGAUGAAUGCCCUGGGUUAGGGAGCAACACUAGGACCUGUGAUGAGCUUCCUUUCUGUCCUGGUAAGUGGCAUGGCAAAGCAAUCCUAUUUUCCUCUGAGGUUCUGACUGAUAACCUAAAGUUGUUGUACUCAUAUUGUAUGUAA